GCAUAGGCCUCGCAGACAGCGCGGUGAGCUCCAUUGAAGUCGUAUAUAUAUAUAUAUAUAUAUAUAUAUAUAUAUAUACUCACCUGUUGCCAGUUGCUCCGAAACUUACCGGCGAGGUACACGUGCUUUUUCUCAAUUAUAUAUACUCGGCUGCUGCGGUGCGUAAAUAAAAGUGCUGGUGUGGUUUUCUUUGGAGUGAAAUAUCGAUUUACUUGGACGCCUUGGAUCUUCUGUUCUAUUGAGACUUUCGAAAUGGCUGGUGGUCACUCUGUAUUGGUAGUUGGAAGUGGUGGUCGAGAACAUGCGAUAUGCUGGAAGCUUGCGCAAUCUGAGCAUGUUCAACAUAUCUACGUUGCACCAGGAAACAGUGGUAUAGGUCAGGAAAACAAAGUUACUUUGGUUCAACUGGAUGUUAAAAAUAACAAGGAAGUAGCAGACUGGUGCAAGAAAAACAAUGUGAGUCUGGUUGUUGUUGGGCCGGAAGAUUAUCUAGCCAAAGGCUUGGCUGAUGAGCUUAAAAAAAGUGGAAUUCCUUGUUUUGGACCUCAGAAAGAUGCAGCAAGAAUUGAAGCUGACAAAGAUUGGUCAAAGGCUUUUAUGGAUCGCCACAAUAUUCCAACAGCAAGAUGGAAGGGAUUCACAAAAAGUGAAGAGGCUAAGAAAUUUGUUAGAGAAGCUUCUUUCCCUGCAUGGGUUGUCAAAGCUGCAGGUUUGGCUGCUGGAAAAGGUGUGGUAGUUGCUACUAACAAUGAUGAAGCUUGUCAAGCAAUCGAUGAAAUGCUGGGGGACAAGAAGUUUGGAUCUGCCGGUGAGACAGUUGUUGUGGAAGAACUUUUACAAGGAGAAGAAGUUUCCAUGUUAGCAUUUACUGAUGGAAAGACUGUUGUGAGUAUGGCUCCAGCACAGGAUCACAAAAGAAUAUUCGAUGGUGACCAAGGACUUAAUACUGGUGGCAUGGGAGCCUACUGUCCUUGCCCACUUUUAACUUCAGAAGAAAUUGAGGAAAUGAAAAUCCAAGUUCUGCAAAAGGCUGUUGAUGGUCUUAGAAAAGAAAACAUUCCGUUUGUUGGUGUAUUAUAUGCAGGCUUGAUGAUCACGCCAGAUGGUCCCAAGGUUUUAGAAUUUAAUUGUAGAUUUGGUGACCCUGAAACCCAAGUUAUUCUACCCUUGUUGGACUCUGACUUAUUUGUCAUAAUGAAAGCUUGCACGGAAGGAAAUCUGAGCCCUAAACUUGUUUCAUGGAAGCAAAAUAUUUUUGCUACCGGAGUUAUAUUAGCGUCGCGUGGUUAUCCAGAGUCAUCAUCAAAAGGUCAAGUUAUCAAAGGUGUUGAAGAAGUAACCUCUAGAUAUGACCACUAUGUUUUCCACAGUGGAACCAGUGUAUCACCCUCGGGAGAACUAUUGACAAAUGGUGGUAGAGUACUGAUUGCUGUAGCUAUAGCUCCUUCAUUAGCAUUGGCAGCUGCUAAAGCAACUGCAGCAGCUCGUCAAAUUAAUUUUGAUGGAAAACAAUUCAGAACAGAUAUUGCCCACAAAGGAAUUGCCAGAUCUAUCUUGCAACAUGGACAAAUGACCUAUAAGAGUAGUGGAGUAGAUAUUCAAGCUGGUGACUCCUUAGUUUCAGUUAUUAAGCCAGCAGUCUCUUCCACAAAGAGAAGUGGCACACUUGGCAGCAUUGGUGGAUUUGGUGGACUGUUUGACACAAAAGCAGCAGGUUACAAAGACCCUCUUCUUGUCUCUGGAACCGAUGGAGUCGGUACCAAACUCAAGAUUGCCAUAGAGUGCAAAAAACACAACACGGUUGGAAUUGACUUGGUUGCUAUGUGUGUGAACGACGUACUUGCACAUGGAGCAGAGCCUCUGUUCUUUUUGGAUUACUUUGCUUGUGGUAGAUUAGAUGUUGGUACAGCUGCUCAAGUUGUAAAUGGCGUAGUCGAGGGAUGCAAACGUGCUGGUUGUUCUUUGGUUGGCGGAGAAACUGCUGAGAUGCCCGACAUGUAUGCAGAUGGAGAAUACGAUUUGGCUGGUUUUGCAGUAGGAGCUGUCGAGAGAACUGAAUUAUUGCCGAGAACCAGUGACAUUAAGGCCAACGACGUUGUAAUUGGAUUACCAUCCAGUGGAGUGCACAGCAAUGGAUUCAGUUUGGUACGAAAAGUAUUGAAACUUGCGGAUAAAAAGUAUUCAGAUGUAGCUCCUUUCUCAGCUUCUGGAAAAACAAUCGGCGACGAGUUAUUGGAACCUACUAAAAUUUACACAAAGAGCGUAAUUCCUGCUCUUAGGUCUAAUGCCGUAAAAGCAUUCGCUCAUAUUACUGGCGGAGGUUUAACAGAGAACGUUCCUAGAGUUCUUCCAGACGGGUUUGGUGUCACGUUAGACGCAACAAAGUGGAACAUCCUUCCUGUCUUCAGUUGGCUAGCUACAACUGGUGGAAUUGGAAAGUAUGAAAUGUUAAGAACAUUCAAUUGCGGUAUUGGAGGCAUUCUCCUCUGCUCUCCUGAACACAAAGACAAAGUCUUAGAGUUGCUCAAGUUUGAAAAUCCUGUUGUUAUAGGACACGUUAAUUCGCUGCAAGGAAAUCAAGAGAAAGUAAACGUGAAAAACUUUGAAAAGGCCAUCGAGACUGAUAUGAGAAAACACGUUAAGCCUUUGGUAGAGAAGUUAUCCAAGCCCCUAAAAAAAGUUGGUGUCUUGAUAUCUGGAAGUGGCACAAAUUUACAAGCUCUGAUUGAUGCCACUCAAGAUCCAACACAGCACAUUGGGGCUGAAAUAGUCUUAGUUAUUUCAAACAAAAGCGGUGUGGAAGGACUGAAACGAGCUGAAAGAGCGGGAAUAGCAACAAAGGUCAUCAAACACACCGAAUUUCCAAGCAGGGAAUCAUUUGAUAAAGAAAUGAACAAAGAGUUGAUAAAGGCGGGCGUAGAGAUCGUAUGUCUCGCUGGAUUUAUGAGAAUACUUUCGGCCGAUUUCGUUAAGUAUUGGAAAGGUGCCCUAAUAAAUAUUCAUCCAUCUUUGUUACCUUCGUUCAAGGGAGCAAACGCACACAAGGACGUUUUGAAAUUCGGUGCUCGAAUUUCCGGAUGCACUGUUCACUUCGUAGAGGUUGACAUUGAUUCUGGAGCGAUUAUCGAACAAGCAUCAGUGCCCGUUCUUCCUAAUGACACAGAGGAAACUUUACAAGAGCGUGUUAAGACGGCCGAGCAUAAAACGUUCCCUAAAGCAUUGAAACACUUGGCAACCGAGAGAAUUCAACUGAAGGCUGAUGGUACUCUCGAAUGGAAAUAUUGAAUUUGAAAACUAUUUCUCAUGUGCCUUUAAUACGUCAAACGUAUGAGCUUAAUCUAUGUAUAGACAUUUUGUAUAUUUUUUUCUUAGAAUAUAAUGAAACAUGCACUUUUUAAAAGUGUAAAAUAGUAUGUUUUUAUAUGAAAUAAAUCAAGCUGAAUAACUUUUGUAAAUUUGAA
Nasonia vitripennis (jewel wasp) is the source of this 3461-nucleotide messenger RNA. RefSeq names its product trifunctional purine biosynthetic protein adenosine-3 (gene Gart). Gene Ontology annotation, biological process: adenine biosynthetic process; 'de novo' IMP biosynthetic process. Gene Ontology annotation, cellular component: cytosol. The transcript is spliced from 13 exons. Gene Ontology annotation, molecular function: phosphoribosylamine-glycine ligase activity; ATP binding; metal ion binding. The record is from RefSeq and is a predicted model, not a curated record. Lineage: Eukaryota; Metazoa; Arthropoda; Insecta; Hymenoptera; Pteromalidae. Bases 253 to 3285 code for a protein of 1010 amino acids.